Messenger RNA from Toxotes jaculatrix (banded archerfish), 3094 nucleotides. It is a transcript of the gene slc16a12b, whose product is annotated as solute carrier family 16 member 12b. Gene Ontology annotation, molecular function: monocarboxylic acid transmembrane transporter activity. The coding region runs from base 655 to 2256 and encodes 533 amino acids. The transcript has 7 exons. NCBI's taxonomy places the organism in Eukaryota, Metazoa, Chordata, Actinopteri, Toxotidae. The record is from RefSeq and is a predicted model, not a curated record. Gene Ontology annotation, biological process: transmembrane transport; monocarboxylic acid transport.
GUCACGGCUGCAUGUGUUGACACUUGGUUCAGUCUGAACAGACGAUCAGAGGGUUUGAGACCAAACGCUCCUGAGGAUCUGGGAGCGCUUGGUGAAUAUCUCCUCACUUCCAGGGAUCACACUGAGAGGUGGGUUAAUGAUUGAGGGUCAGCUGGUGACUUAUUGACUGAAGAAGCUUUUUAACUCCACUUUCAGAGACAGAGACAGGAUGAAGCCGGCCGGACUCCUCUGCCACCGGACUCCUGUUUGAUUCAAAGGACAGAAAAGAGGAUGAAGGACGCAUCUGUUUUUAAGACUCGGCUGCUCUCUGAAUUCAUCCUUAGCUUUCUAAUCAACUUCCUGCCCUUCUUCUUUUUCUUCUUGGCUCUGUUGAGGAGGAGUGACCUCUGACUCCACCUGGAUACCUGACGUGGAGACGUUGGCCUGCAGAUCCACCUCCACAAAUUAAAGUGACUGUUUUUUGAAUCAGGUCCUGACAAGCCCUCACGUUUUCCCUCCAGGGAAUCAGAGCUGAAACAGCAGACGAGGACGGAGCAAGACAAACUCAUUACCUGGAUUAUUUUCUGGGGCCAGACCUCCUCAGGACCAGGACCAGGACCAGGACCAGGACAACAGACCAGCUUGGGGAGUCCAGUCCAGUCUACAUCUGCAGCAAUGGUUGAUGGGAAGCGGCAGAGCGGCAGGGCGUCUCCCCCGGACGGCGGGUGGGGCUGGGUGAUCGUUGGCUGCUGCUUCAUGGUGACUGUCUGCACACGAGCAGUGACCAGGUGCAUCUCCAUCUUCUUUGUGGAGUUUCAGGCUCAUUUUGAAGCUGACUACUCUGCUACAGCCUGGAUCCACAGCCUGGUGGACUGCACCACCAUGCUCUGUGCUCCUGUUGGCAGUCUGGUUGGGAACCGAUGGUCCUGCCGGGUGGCGGUGAUGUUCGGUGGACUCCUCUCGUCCUGCGGCCUCCUCCUCAGCUCUUUCACCACCAGCCUGGAGCUCCUCUACGUCACCAUGGGAGUCCUCACAGGUCACCUUGCACAAAAUGUCCUUAUUUUCCACAAAUGUCCUCACAUUUCAAAAUGUCAAAUGUUCAAAUGUCACUUAUCUAAAUGCCCUCUUUCUCCAGGUCUGGGUUUCGCUCUCUGUUACACCCCAGCCAUCGCCAUGGUGGGCUGUUAUUUCCAGCAGAGGAAGGCGCUGGCGUACGGUAUCGCCAUGUCAGGCAGCGGGAUCGGGACCUUCGUGUUGGCUCCGGCCGUGCAGCUGUUAAUCGAGCUGUACUCGUGGAGGGGGGCGAUGCUCGUCCUCAGUGCCUUUGUCGCUAACCUCUGUGUCUGCGGGGCACUGCUGCGACCAAUCCCGCUGCGGGAGGAUGAGGAGGAAGCGGAAGGGGAGUCAACGGGGGAGGAGAGAUGUGGUAAUGUCUCAUCGCAGGACGCUGAACUCGCAGUAAAACUCUCCAAAGAAUCUGAAGACAGGCUUUUGUCGUCAGGUCUGUUGGCGUCGUCACCUUCAAACCCCGCCCCUCAGGUGAAGAAGAGGCGGUGCUUUGGCUCCUGCUUCCUGUCCAGUAAGGAGUACCGUUUCCUGCUGCUGCCGGACUUCCUGGGCUUGGCUGUGUCCUUCCUGUUCUUGGCCAGCGGCUGCAGCCUGCCCUUCGUCUACCUGGUGCCCUACGCUCUGAGCUCUGGCGUCAGUCACCAGCACGCUGCCUUCCUCAUGUCCAUCCUGGGAGUCAUCGACAUUAUGGGGAACGUGACCUUCGGCUGGCUGACGGACCGCAGGUGUUUGAAGCCGUACCGUCUGGCGUGUUACAUCUUCUCCGUGGGGAUGGAGGGCCUCUGCUGCCUCUUCGUGCCGUUGCUUUGCUCCUUCCCGCUCCUCGUGCCCUUCGCCGUCCUCUACGGAUACUUUGAUGGCGCCUACGUCGCUCUGAUCCCUGUGGUGACAUCGGACGUGGUGGGAGCUUCUUGCCUGUCCUCGGCGCUGGGCGUCGUCUACUUCCUCCACGCUAUCCCUUACCUCGUCAGCCCACCCAUCGGAGGUUGGCUGGUUGAUGUCACAGGAAGUUACAUGGCCACCUUCUUCCUCAGCGGCACUGCCCUGCUAGCGAGCGCCCUCGUCCUCUCCACCGUUGCAGGGAUUCGCCAGUGCUGCCGCCGCCACCUGGCCACCAAGCAUGAGGCCCGCCCCCUCGGCCCAUCCGACCAAUCAGACUGCUUCAUCGCCUUCAACAAGGAGGCGGUCCAUCAGGCCGUUGCCUCAUAGGCUCAGAGGAAAUGACAGUCAGCUUCAUCAUGGCUAAAUACAACGGGAGGCAGUGACAAAGGCUGUGAUUGGACGAGCCAGGUGUCAAUCAGAGGAAAGCUAGUUUAAGGUUUCCAACACAAGAAGCAAAAACACAGUGGCAAAACUUCACGUUUUAUUUUGUAGCAACAGGAGAGAAACAUGAAACUCAGACUUCCUGUCUGGUUAAAGCGCCUCGCAUCGUUUUUGGCUCCUCAUUAAAGCGGUCACAUGACUGACGGACACCUGGACAAACCUCUCGGAUGAACAGGAUUAUAAAGAGAAGGAAGAGUGGAAGCUGAAGCAGCUAAGCUAACAGGCAGCUGCUCACGCUCUGUGACAGGAAAAAAAAAGUUUUCUGAACUUAAAUCUGCUGCGGUCUCCGUCAUCUCAGAGCUGAAACACUUUGAACUUUGACCCCACGGUCAAAGUGAAUGAACAUCAGCUGUACAGAGUCACACAGAAGUCUGCACAUGAAAAGGCUGAUUUAAUAUCACAACCUGAGACUCUUGUUAUAGAGCCUGUAACAUGUGAGCGAGCCAUGCAUGUAGUUUCCUACAGGGCCACAAACCCAUCAUUAAAGGUUUGUCUGUUGCUGUGUGACAGGUGAAUAACAGACACACUGCAGACUGAACAGCAGAGCCAACAGUUCAAGCUACUGCUCAAACAGUUUGAACAUAAGCUGAAGGUUUUGACCUUGAUGCAGGAGGAUUCACCACAGGACUGAAUCACGUUUGUUUUGCCUUUUGUCUUUAAGAAGUGAAUCAGCUGUUGUUCAUUGUAACUCAAAUCACAUCACAGGAACAGAGAGGUGUUUGAU